This is a messenger RNA of Plasmodium berghei ANKA, 1950 nucleotides long. RefSeq names its product methionyl-tRNA formyltransferase, putative. Gene Ontology annotation, molecular function: methionyl-tRNA formyltransferase activity. Bases 1 to 1950 code for a protein of 649 amino acids. NCBI's taxonomy places the organism in Eukaryota, Apicomplexa, Aconoidasida, Haemosporida, Plasmodiidae. The record is from RefSeq and is a predicted model, not a curated record. The transcript has a single exon. Gene Ontology annotation, biological process: biosynthetic process; conversion of methionyl-tRNA to N-formyl-methionyl-tRNA.
AUGAAUAUAAGAAUUUCAUAUGUUGUACAAAUACUUUUAAUAACCCUUUUAAGAAGCUACUCUUACAAAUUAAGUUAUAUUAACAAGUCAUAUUUUCAUAAAAAAAAUAAUAUCAUUGAAAAUGUGAGCUACUUGAUAAAAAUUACUAGCCUUAAAAAUAUAACAUCUCAUUUUCCGUUAAAAAAUAAAAAAAAUUAUUUAAAUUUACUGAAAUUUGGGGUGAAUAAUUGGGAGGACAAUAGUGAUAACAAUGGAAAUAAUAGUGGAAAAAAUAUAAGAACAAAAUGCUCUAUAAAAUGUUUUGAAUGCUCUAGUAAAAAUUUCAGUCUGGACCAAACACACAACAUUGGCCUUACACAUAUAUUUUAUAAAGAAAAAAAAUAUUCAUUUUUUAAACCCUCGAAGCGCCCACUGUAUUAUAUAUAUAUUGAUAAAUAUAAAAGGAGUAUAAUAUACCAAAAGAAUAUAUUAGCAAAAUUAGUCAUAUAUUCUGCUCAAAAUAUGUAUUUUUAUAAUAUUUUUUUAGAAAUAAUUAAAAUUAUAGAAAAUACAUUACAUAAGAAAAUAUAUAAUAUAAAUAUAAAAGAGGAAUUUAAUAAAAAGAAAGAUGAUAUUGUAGAUAUGCUUCAUGAUAUUUACAAAGAUAAAUAUUUAAAUACAAUUUAUGGAAAAAGAAAAAAAUGUAGCAAUAAUAGUGAAAAUAAAAUCAAUCUUCUUUUUAUUGGAAGCAAUGAAUUCAGUUCUUUAUGUUUUAAAAUAAUUUUAUUAAUUAUAAAAGUGUUAAGAAAUGAUAUUGUUAUAGAAAAUGUUAUCACAAAAAGCCCCCAAAAAAAGGGAAGACAUUUACUUAUAAAUAAUUCUCCAAUAGAAGAGGAUGCUAAACAAAAUAAAAUAAAUGUUUUUUAUUAUGAUAAGUUAAAAAAUAAUAUAUAUUUGUUAAAAAAUAAACAGUUUAAUCUAGGUGUAAGUAUAUCUUUUGGGGAAAUAUUUAAUACUAAAUUUUUUAAAACAAUCAAUACUAAUAUAUACACUUUACAUCCAAGUUUAUUACCAUCAUAUAAAGGUGCAUCACCUAUUCAAAGAAGCUUAUUAAAUAACGAAUCUUUAUUUGGUUAUACUAUAUUUUUAACAAAAUUAAAAAUCGACUCUGGCACUUCUUUAAUAAAAAAACAAUUUCUAUUUAAUUCCCAUUUUAAUUUUAACGAUAUAAUAACUAUCAUGUUUACAUAUGGAAUAUUACAUUUUAUGAAAAAUAUAUUUUUUUUGUCAAAUCUUAAAUUAUAUGAACGUGACUCAACUUCAUUUUCACAAGCAGACGCUGAUACUAAAUAUCCAGAGCAAAAAUACGAUCCUCACAGUUACUAUUAUAACAAUCACAAUGACAAAAAUAUCAAUUUACGGAAAAGAAACAAGAUAGAGAAUUUGUUCUUAUUUCCACAUUCACAAUCAAGUCAAUUUAAUAAUUCUACGAAUUUAUCACAAAAAUGUUUAAAUGGUAAUAAUGCGUCAUACGAAUAUUAUACGAAUAAUUGUUAUGCUUCUAAAAUUAAAGUUGAAGAAAAAUAUGUCUGCUUUUUUUGUUUUACUUCCUUAUAUAUUCAUAAUAAAGUACGUAGUUUUAUAAAUUGGCCCAAAGCAGAAUGCACACUUUUUUUGUUACAUGAUAAUAAAAUUCGAAAAAUUGAAGCAAAGUUAAUUAAAACAUCCUAUAAUUUACCAAUUUCUCAAAAUGAUAAUAUUUAUGAACAUACCCCAUUUAAUACAAUGGAUGAUCACAAGUGUUUUGAUGGCAUUCCUCGAAAAUAUGCAAUAGUCGAUAAAGAAUCCAUAAACAUUUUAUGCAAAAAUAAUACUUUACUAAAAAUUUACAAAUUACAACGAAAAAAUAAGCAAAUUGUGGAUGCCAUAACAUUUGUUAAUAGCAUUAAUCGUGGAGUUAUAUUAUAUUAG